Messenger RNA from Malus domestica (apple), 2270 nucleotides. RefSeq lists its product as uncharacterized. The record is from RefSeq and is a predicted model, not a curated record. Gene Ontology annotation, biological process: protein transport. NCBI's taxonomy places the organism in Eukaryota, Viridiplantae, Streptophyta, Magnoliopsida, Rosales, Rosaceae.
CCCUGUGUGUCACUUUUACGUAGCGGUUAGUCCUCUCCUCAGCUACUAAUCAUUGUUCUAUCUUCCCCCAAUUCCCUCCGCUUCUGCGACAUCAACAAAAUCGAAGACGCAGAGAAAAGAUUGAACCUUUGAUUUGGGAAUUAAGGAUUUGGAUUUUCAUCGGCCAUGUCGAUGCUCGAUUCCUUCUUCAACAAGGGCUUCAAAGCGGUCAAAUGCAAAACCCUGCUGAAAUUGACAACUCCGCGGAUAAAAUUGUUGAGGAACAGGAGAGAAAUUCAGAUUAAACAGAUGCGCCGCGACAUUGCCAAGCUUCUUGAGACUGGCCAAGAGGCUACUGCUAGAAUUCGGGUGGAGCAUAUAAUUAGAGAAGAGAAUAUGAUGGCAGCUCAUGAGAUCCUUGAGCUAUUUUGCGAGCUUAUUGCUGUCCGCCUUCCAAUUAUUGAAUCACAAAGGGAAUGCCCUAUAGACUUGAAAGAAGCAAUAUCCAGUGUGUGUUUUGCUGCGCCAAGGUGUGCUGAUCUGCCGGAGUUGCUGCAAGUUCAAAUGCUAUUUGCUGCCAAAUAUGGGAAAGAAUUUGUAGCAGCUGCAACAGAGCUUAUACCGGAUUGUGGUGUCAAUCGCCAGUUGAUAGAACUGCUAUCUGUUCGUCCUCCCUCACCUGAGAAAAAACUGAAGCUUCUUAAAGAAAUUGCUGAAGAGCAUGGCCUGGAUUGGGAUCCUGCUGCAUCUGAAGCUGAAAUUUACAAACCGCACGAAGAUUUGUUGAGUGGUCCAACACAGUUUGUAAGUGGGUCUAAAUUGCCCCUUCCCCAAGAAAAACAUGAUGAAACAUUGCAAUAUGCCCCGGAUCAAGCCCAGAAAGAACCGUCUGAUUCUGAUGACAGUUUGGACUCAUUAGACUUUCCUGAAGUUCCUAAGCAAUCACUAGGACCAAGUACAAAUCCAGCCUCAGCACCAAUGAUGCCUCCUCCUUUACCAACCCAUCCACACCCUGAAAUUGAUCAAGACUUGUCAAAAAAAUGUGGGUCCAUUGAAAAUCAAUCUGAAGAGUCAUCCUUUGACUCCGGAGAAGUGAUGGAAGAAAGAUCAGUAGCUAACAAUCAGGAACAGUCUCAUCUCUCGGUUGGCGGUGUGGAAGAUAAGCAGUUUUUGCCAUUUAUUUCUGCCCCUUCACUUUCUUCUGUGUCAUUUCCUACAAGACAAAGCAAUCCACCACCCUCUCUAUCAAGAACAAGAAGCGAGGUUAAUGUCGAUUUGCAGGAUGUGUUAGCUGCUGCUCAGGCUGCUGCGGACUCUGCAGAACGUGCAGCGACAGCUGCUCGCUCAGCAGCUAGUCUUGCACAGGUCAGAAUCAACGAGAUUACCAAGAAAAACAGCGAAGUAGUCCCUAAAAAUUGGUCUGAAAGUGAAAACCCUUUUCAUGUAGACAUUCCUGAUCAGUCGGCUACUCAAGCUGCUGCGGACUCUGCAGAACGUGCAGCGACAGCUGCUCCCUCAGCAGCUAGUCUUGCACAGGUUAAAAUCAACGAGAUUACCAAGAAAAACAGCGAAGAAGCCUCUGAAAAUAGGUCUGAAAGUGAAAACCCAUUUCAUGAAGACGUUCCUAAUCAGUCGGAUGCUAGAGAAAAACCAGACUUCGAUCAUCAUAUCCCCAGUGGUGGUUCUGAUGGUGUUAUGAAUUCUCCGGUACCCCAUCAAAUCUAUUUAUAUGGCCAGGGAUCCGAGAUAUCAAAUGCUUCGUCCAUCAUUAUGGAACCUCUUAAUGCCAGUUUUGAUUCCCCGCUUCCCAAAGAUCAUGCUUAUGAACACGAGCCUGUUCGUCAUCAGCCUCAGAGAUUGUCUUCAAUGGAUGAUGACCCAUACUUCUCGUACCCAAACUUAUUUACAUCACAAAAUUCAAAUGUCGGAUCUCAUGCUCAGUCUGCUACAGAUAAUCCGUUCCCUUCCCAAGGACGCUGAGGUUGAGUAGUUUCUGUUUGAUUCGUCGACUCAAUCUUUCUUUGUCAGAUCUUGCUGGUCAGGGGAUAUGGUUUGUACUAUCACUCGAACUUUUGUUAUAGGGUGUUUUCAGAGUUAUUUGUAGAGUAUUGUUUGUGUAAGUUUAUUGGGUGAGUUUUGAGUUUUUGAUUCUGUGGAGGUGUUCAUGGUCAAGAAUUCAUGGUAUGUAGUCUUGGUGACAAUUGGGAUAGCAAUGUACCACUUGGUUUGCUGCUCGAAAUGAUUACACACAUAUAUAUAGUUCAUGAAAUGUUAUUUACUCUAUACUUUGA